AUGACCCACUACGAGCACGACUACGGAGGUUCUCGAGACGAAGACGCAAAUGGCAGGCACUCUGGAUCGAAGUCGUCUGGAGCCGGCGCGGAUGAGGGAUGCGCGUACGAGAUUGUGAAGAGUGCGCCAAAGCCGAAGAUGCGCGAGUAUGCGAAGAAAGUUUUGAAGAAGUUCGAUGGAGAGUCCUCAGAUAGCAGCGACGACCGAGGCAAGAAGGAUAAGAAGGGAAAGAAGAAGGGGUCAAAGCACAAAAAACGGAAGAGCAGCAGUAGUGACGACAGCAGCGAUUCAAGCGAGAGCGAAGACAGCGAGACAGAAGGCGUGCCUUUCUUCAUGAUGGACGCAACCAUUCGGUCGGCGUUCGAAGAGCGGAGGAGGAAGAUAAAGGAGGCUCGCAAACAGGCGAAGAAGGAGAAGAAGAAGGAAAAACGGAGGCUCAAGCGAGAGAAGCGUCGGGCGGAGAAGGAGAAACGGAAAGAGGAGAAAAAGAGAAAGAAGGAACAAAAACGGAAACAGAAAGAAGAGUCUUCUGACGAGACGCAAGACGAGCAAGUGACUGUGAACCUCGUGGAAAAAGAAGUUUCCGUACCGUGGGAUACAGACCAACCGAACAACGCUUUGGUGCCUCGGGAGAAGGUCUAG
This is a messenger RNA of Neospora caninum, 642 nucleotides long. RefSeq lists its product as hypothetical. The record is from RefSeq and is a predicted model, not a curated record. The transcript has 4 exons. Lineage: Eukaryota; Apicomplexa; Conoidasida; Eucoccidiorida; Sarcocystidae. The coding region runs from base 1 to 642 and encodes 213 amino acids.